This is a messenger RNA of Arachis ipaensis, 578 nucleotides long. NCBI's taxonomy places the organism in Eukaryota, Viridiplantae, Streptophyta, Magnoliopsida, Fabales, Fabaceae. The record is from RefSeq and is a predicted model, not a curated record.
UUUGGUUUACGAUAGAUGGAAAUGUUUGUCUUUAUAUCAGAGAAAGUUCAUCAUGAAGGGCAGCCAAUGCCAGGAGAAGAGCAGGAGGACAUUGUAAUGACAAGUACCCAAUCCAGUAUUUUGAAUAUGACUUGCCCAUUGACUGGAAAACCUGUUACUGAGCUUGAAGAACCAGUUCGCAGUGUGGAAUGCAAGCAUAUUUAUGAAAAGAGAAUAAUAAUGCAAUAUAUAAAGUCAUCCAAUCGAUGUCCAAUAUCAGGUUGCCCGAAGAAAUUGCGUGCAGAUAGGGUGGUGCAGGAUGCCUUGUUACUGAUUGAGAUUGAGGAAUUGCGCAAAGUGAACAAAGAAACUGAAGUGGAAGACUUUACUCUCCUUAAUGAAGACGAUUGAUGGUUGAUUGAGUAAAGCAAGAGUAGGAUUUUGUGUAUAAACUUUCAGUCUUGAAAAACUGCAUGAUGUACUGAUUAUAUCCCAUGCAAACUUGGAACACUUAACAGUUAACAUCAGUGAAGUUUAUAUGAUGGUUUUGUAUUACAUAAUUUAUCUCUGCUCAAUGGUUCAGCAAGUUUUGCAUGCUA